CCUCCUUUUGCAGUGGCUGGGCUGAGCAGAGGACAGGAUAUGCUUCACAGUGCUCUCAGUUUCACAGCAGCAGCAGCAGCAGCAGCAGUGAGGACGACACGCUCUGCAGUCAAGAUGAGUGCUGGUGAUGUGGUCUGCAAAGGAUGGCUCAUUAAAUCCCCACCAGAGAAGAAACUGAAAAGAUUUGCAUGGAGAAAACGAUGGUUUGUGCUACGCAGAGGUCGCAUGAGCGGUAACCCCGACGUGCUGGAGUACUAUCAGAGUAAGAACUCCAAAAAGCCAAUCCGCACCAUCGACCUGAGAGACUGUGAGGUGGAGAUGCUGAAUGGGCAGCUCAGAAUAAAGCGCGACUUCCAUGGGAAGCACCUGUUUGUGGUGAAGACCUCUUCUCGCAUUUUUUACCUGGUGGCCAAAACUGAGGAGGAGAUGAACGGCUGGAUCAGUAGCAUCAGUCAAAUAUGCCAGUUUGGGAGCCUGGAGGAUGCAGAAAGCUCAGAAGAAGGCUGUCCUCACACCCCCACCUCCCUUCAGCUGUCGACUGACAGCUCUGACCAAGCAUCUGUAUCAAGCCUCAUAGAUUCCAGUCAUCCACUGGACUACCUGUUUCUGUCACAGUGUAAGACAGGGAGACUGAGCAGACACAACAGCUUUUCAAACUCUGACAUCUCUCUGGAGCAGAAGUCAGCAGACGAUGUUGUCAAGGACAUUGUCCCUUCACCGCUUUACUCCAAUGCCUCCCCAUCCAUCUCUCAUACCAGCCCCAGUCCAUCACUGUUCCCUGCUGGAAGGUUGAUUAACCCCUCUCUCACUGCUCUGUGCACCCCCAUGGCCUUACCGUCAUCCUCUUCCUCUCCGUUGCAUCACUGUGCCACAAGUGUCUUCCAGUUUGACAGACCUUAUUCUUCUCCAUCAUCAGAGGUAACGGGUGAGAGGCAAACACCUCCUCCACUACCACCCAAGCCUAAUCAGCUGUCAGAGCAGCUCAGUGAUGAAGGCGCUCACAAGCCGAGGUCAAUGAACACACAGCUUUUAUCAAGCCGUGCUGUGCUGUUUCCCCGGAGGACUUCUUUGUCAGGCUUGGACCAUUUCAAAAGGGGAGAUGAUGAUAAGAGGUUGAUCAGGAACAGAAGGCAGAGUCUAAAUUUGCCUCGUUUAAAUACCACACCAGUUCCGAGCUACCAAGACGAGUCCUAUGUCCCCAUGUCUUCCCCGUCUCCGGGUGUGUGUGAUGGUUACAUCCCCAUGAGCCCACGGAUGUUCAGCUUCCUCAACACAAGCUGUGAUAUUGAAUCCUCCUCAUCUCUCAGCUCACUGAUGUGUCCGGCAGAAGAUCUCACUCCACCCCCAAUUCACCGGCACCUCAAGCCCCGCUUGAGGAGAGCUCGGCCCCCACCUCUUGACCUGACAGGUCUUUCUACAAUCACAGAGUGUCCGACUCACUUUCCUUUGAGCAGAAGCAUGACUGAAUCAUGCUUUUCAGCAAACUCUUUGCUCCUUGAAAGAAAACUGGAGAACGGGGACCUGCUGAGAGAUUUUGAGACAAAUCCCAUCAUAAUGGAGUCAAGGCAACAGUCCUAUCUCACCUCCGAUGGACCAGUUCAACCCUGGGCCAGAAAAUCAAACCUUGACUAUUUGUCCUUAGAUUUCAAUGCUGCAUCUCCCUCACCAGUGCAGAAGCAGAAAUCCUUUCUUUCUGAUGAGCACAAGGUGGAUUACGUACAGGUGGAUGAAAAGAAGACACAGGCACUGCAAAACACCAAAAUGGAAUGGACAGAUGUCCGUCAGUCAAAGACAUAAACGGGAAGGAGGACCAAGAUCAACAAUAGCGCCAGCAAAAUGGAAAUACAGUAUAACACGAGGACCCACAACUCUUUAAAAGCACUUUGAAAAACAGUAUCAACCCACAAAUGUACAGAGAGCACAUAAGCAGUGAGAGACAGACAACACACAAUUGCACUGUAAAAUCUGAGUUCAUUCUGAGCAGGUUUUUAUUGUAAAUACCUUGUGAUCAUGCACUGUUUGCAGUUGUUGUAACUGCAGUAUAAAAUUCUACCACAAUUUGCAAA
Messenger RNA from Solea senegalensis (Senegalese sole), 2066 nucleotides. RefSeq names its product GRB2 associated binding protein 3 (gene gab3). The transcript is spliced from 10 exons. The record is from RefSeq and is a predicted model, not a curated record. The coding region runs from base 40 to 1797 and encodes 585 amino acids. NCBI's taxonomy places the organism in Eukaryota, Metazoa, Chordata, Actinopteri, Pleuronectiformes, Soleidae.